AGUAUCUGGCCAAGGUGUCAGCAGUGGCGCAAGUGACAAAAACUGCCCGAGGAGGUCCAAUCUGCCCACUCAGCUGAGUGCCUUUUAUAAGCUAAGAGAGUAGCGCCAUGCUCCUCACCUCCCUAAGAGCCACUCAUGGGGCUGUGGGGUUUCUCAGACUCCUAGGAGGUCCCGGAACAAAUGGUGAUGUCGGGGGUUUUUAUUUUUCAGACUCACGUGGCAUGAGAGGAUGACAGACUCAGGAGGGCCCCAGAAGCGCACACUUUGUUUUUUAUCCUCGUUGCUUUCCCAGAAAGUUCCUGAGAAGUCGGACGCCGUGCUUCGCUGCAUAAUAGUUGGUCAGCCCAAGCCAGAGGUAACUUGGUAUAAGAAUGGUCAAACCAUAGAGGACUGUGACAUCAUUUCCAGUUAUGAAUUCUUCGAGAAUCAGUAUAUUCAUGUGUUACAUCUCUGUUGCUGUACCAAAAAUGACGCUGCUGUUUACCAAAUCUCUGCUAAAAACUGUUUUGGAAUGAUCUGCUGUUCUGCUUCCAUUGAAGUCGAGUGCUCGUCAGAGAAUCCACAACUCUCUCCUAAUCCGAAAGAUGGCGGGGACACAGGUUGGGAGCAUGAAACACAGACAUAUGAAGAGAAAAGCACAAAUCAAGCUGAUGAGAAAGAACAUCCUUAUAAGGAAGAAGAAAAUCCCUCCUUGGCUACUCCUAUGCCAACUGAUUUCUCCUCCUCCCAAUUUAACCCUUUAUGCUCACUCCCGUUGUUGGCUAGUAAUGACAUUAGUGCAUCUGGUUCUGAAAAUCCCUUGGGUUUUAAAGGAACAAGACAAACGGAAGAGGCUUGUGAUCCGAAUAACACAAAGGAAAUUGCAGAUGGGUUGCUUUUUCCUAAUGCGAGUAAUAUUCCCGAUGAACAAGGUGAGUGUUGCCACGGGAUGAUGCAGUCCAAAGUAUCAAGGUUAACGGAUGGUGCCUUAAACGACGACGGCCUGAAUGACGAAGACUUAAGCCCUAGUCAUCGAAAUCCCAAAGUUCAGAAAUACAUUAGCAUCAGCCUACCACUGCCGGAGGCUGCCACCUCCAUUUACCCAGGUGACAGGGCCACAGUCAACAAGCAAGUCAGCCCACAGGUUUCCAGUGAAGACUCUGACAGUGACUAUGAACUUUGCCCAGAGAUAACCCUAACCUCCAUGGAGGAGUUUUCAGAUGAUGACCUGGAGUAUCUGGAAUGUUCCGACGUUAUGACGGAUUACUCUAAUGCAGUUUGGCAAAGGGACCUGCAGGGGACUGAGCAUGUUUUUUUAUUAGAAAGCGAUGACGAAGUGAUGGAAUUCGGUGAGUGUGGCUUGGGGGUGUGUAAGCCUUUCCUCAGUGAAAUGGGUUCCAGGCCUGGGGUGUCAGAUAACACCGGGCCGAUGGAGGCCACCACUGGCUUCUGUGGUUAUCACUCACAACCUCAAGAAGUGAGGGUAAGGCGCCACCGAGCCUCCACCCACAGUCCCUCAUCUCCGCAAACAGGGAUGACUCUGACUUUGGGACCUCACCAGGAUGGGACGUCUACAGUGACAGACCAGGGGAGAUAUAAACUACCCACUGCUUCUGCUGAAAAUGAUUAUCCAGGAAUUCAAGGGGAAACCAGAGACAGCCACCGAGCAGGAGAGGAAUUCGCCAGUGACAAUUUGCUAGACAUGGAUAAAGCAGUGGCAGAGAGAGAGGUGAAGCGCUUGUCUGCUGAGUUAGAAAAGUUAGAGAUGGACCAGCGUUUGGAGACCACGGCCAAGGAAAGAGCAGAGGAAACGGAUUUGUGGAGCAAGAGGGGCUCAGAGACACCUGCUGGGGCGAGGAGACCGGGAAUUAAGGGAAAACCCGAGAAGCUGAACCCCAACCUGAACGACAGCGCAACUGAAGGCACCCUUAAACUCCUCCAUCCCGAAGAACCUGUCAAGCACCCACUAACCCACGGUGAUAAAGAAGACAGCUCUCAUGCCAAAGCAGAAGCUGCGGAUCUGAAUUUCCACUUCCAUGCGGGAGACAGUGCUCUUCCAACCCAAGCAGAGGAAGCGAACGCCCUGCAAACUCCACUAGGCACGCUCCCCAAAGAAGGGAACUUGAACUUGGAGGAAGAAGGGGUGCAGGUUAAUAACCUCUUGGAAACAAGCCGGGUUCCAGACCAGAGUGAUCAUCCUCAGGUGCAAAUUCAGGAAACAGCCAGGGCGGGAAUCUCACUCAGCCAGAUGCCAGCUUCCUCAGAGCCUGCCGGGGAGGAGUCUGCAUGUACUGGGACCACAACAAAUUCCUCCCCCAACUUAGGAGGGAUGGAUGAGGAAAAUGCAUCAUUGGUCCAGCACCUGGGGAUAGAAAGCUCUACUCAAGGCCCACAGAGUGAAGCAAAACAAGACAGAGAAGACAAGGCACCUGGGCAUUCCAGGGAAGACCUAGGACACGAGCUGAGCCUCCUGGAAGCCCAUCAUGCAAUCCUGUCCCCUUGUGAGCUGUCGGUGCAUGCCCCCCAGGAGGGCAGCGCUGACCCCAGGGAGCCCCAGGCUCGCUCUGUUGCUUCCCCUGCACCAGCAAAUAUCGUCCCCACCCUGGAAACCAUGUGCUACAAGCCAAAAGACAGAGAAGCUGAGUGUGCGAUGGAGCAUCUUGAAGCAGGUGACCCUAGCACACGUGACACCAUGGAUUCUGCUGUUGGAAUGCCAGAGGAUAAAUAUUUGCCUCAAGAAACUUGCUCCAUGGACUUAGAGCUGGCAGAAGGUCAGAGCGAAGUGUCUGAGUUCCGUUCUCUGGAUGACAAGACGCUGGACGUUCUUUGUCGAACACGAGGUUCUGAGCCUCCGCAGUCUACGUGCAGAAGCAACGAGAAUGGAGACACGGUUGUGUCUCCUCCUCCUGUCAGUUCCUUCGCCUGGAACAUUCCACAAAAAGCCAGCGAAGGUGCCAGUGAGGAAGGUCUAGCCGAGGUAGAGAAUGCCACCUCCACGCUGGCCUCUGUGGGACAGGCCAGCCAGGCGAGGCCGAGCCCCAGCACCUCAGGAGGCCUUGAGGAAAGGCAGCCUCCGUCUUCGGAGGACUCCUCUGUGCGGCGUAAAGAAGGGGGUGCUGAGAGCCCCAGUACCGGUGCCUCGGACACCACGGGCGCGUCCGCCAGUCAGAGUUUAACCGUGGAGUUGCCUCAGGAGAAGCCAACAACAUUCACUGCAAAUCUUGACUGUCUUCAGGUCGCCAGGGAGAGUGGGGACACACCAACUGUUAGCAUCGCCACCAGAGUCCACCCAGCCAAAUACGUCCCUGUUUCCAUUGCUGGGAACCGCCAUGCAGAUGGCCCUGGGCAAAGCUUGCCUCAGGCACCGGAUGAAAACAUUUUUCCACUUCCUUCCAAUGUCCACAUUUUAAAUGAUUCCACCACCGAAUCUCCGAAAGAGCGCCUUUGCAUGGCUCCCAGGGGACCGGGGGCCUGUGUCCGUGUCCCCGGGCUGCCAGCGGGAGGAGGUGUCGGUAGCGAUCCUCUUCUUCACGCUGACGACCAGUCUGAGGAGAAGAGCCAGGCCGUGGACAGAGCAGACACCGGGCGCCUUGAAGAGAAUUUCCCGGAAAAAGGAAGUGAAACGGCACGGGGGGUCCGGCAGGAGGGCCCGCCCUCUCAGCACUCCGUUUCCGAAGAUAAGUUCCAAGAGGGUCGGCCCACGACAUCUGUUGCAGAAGGGGACAUAAACCCCGUGCCCUUGGACCACUCGUCAGCAAACUCCAGGGAGGAAAGAGGGCAGAGCUCAGGCCUGGGGACUAGCGUGUCUGCGGUGGCUACAGCCACUGUGGACAAUGACAGUCAGGCUGUGAGCAAUGUUCCACCUCUCUCUAAUACCCUCCCGGAGGUGUCUAAAGAGAGUGGACCAGGACAGUGGGGAGCAGGCAACAAGCUGAAGAUUAUAACUCUAGAGGCUUCUGUUAUAGAAGUCUGGCCACCAAGACGACCGACAGAAUCUGCGCGCAAGGCGUCAGAAGCCGGUGCCGUGACUCCUGACGGGGUCUGGGCUGUCUCUGACGUUCUGAAGGCAGGUGCCACUGUGCCUGAGCCGGACCCCUCUGAAAUAGCAUCAGCUCGCAGUCCUGAGGCUGAGUCAGGCUCUGCCCUUGUUAAUGACAGAGAAAUCCGUGAAGGUGAAGAACCAGCCAGCCAUGCACAUCAGAGUAGUCUUUCUUUCCAGUGUUUGAGCCAACCCAGACUCCUGGAGUCAUCUGUGGACCCUGUAGAUGAGAAGGAAUUAUGUGUCACAGAUUUGCCAUCAGAGGCUUCCAAAACUGGAGGACAGGAAAACGGAAACAGUGUGAGUCGAAACCAAGAGGAAAGCCAGCUCAGCGUGGGUCACCCUGCCUUCUUUAAACGGUUUCUGACUGGCCCCCAAAUCCUAGAGUCCUCUGUAGAUCCCAUCGACGAAACAGGUGUGGUGACGUGGAAGGUGGAAGCCCAGGAGCUUCCUGAAUCCUCUCUGCGGCUCCUCAGAGAGGAGAGUAAACCGAACAAUGGAAACUUGGGCCAGAGAGUGGAAGUUGGACCUGCCACCUUGCCAGCCCCAUGUCCUGACGAAGGUGGGGAGCCCAGUCCAAGUGGGUGCAGCAGAAGCCAGGAAACGCAUGAGAGUCGCUCGGGGGAGGCUGAGCAAAGUGAAAACCUCUCCGCAGAUUUCGUUUUCCCCACUUUACCUCUGUCUAACUGCCUUGCAAUAAUGACUCACGCAUCUGUCGGAGUCCACACUUACGCCGCAGGUCAAAGUCAUGACACCCGUGGAAACGAGUUAGCUCAGCCCAGACAUCAUCCAUGCGCAUUUCCUGACUCAAAGGGAGCGAGAGAGCGUGAGCGUGAGAAACAUGUACCCGCUCCCAGUGGUCUCCCUCAGUCGCCUUUUACUUCAUGCCUUGAAGGAAACAUUACGAACUUUUCAAUAAGCCAUGAGAUUGAGGAACCCGAAAUAGAGGCACCCCAAAGUGGGGACACCAAACCCACGAACGCAUCUGGCUCCCUGUCAGUGACUUUGGCAUCCGUGUCAGGGGAACGUGCGUCAGAGGAAGCUCCUAAGCCACAGCAGGACCCCUGCCAACCGGGCCCCUACCUGGGCCACAGGAAAAAGUCAGGGGAGGACAGGCUUAGUCACGUGGCAACCCAGAAUGGCAGAUGCCCAGUGACGUCAUUCGAGGAGGUCAAGAAGAAGCAAGAAACCACAGGAAGUGGACAUUUAACUGGGGGGAUAAAGAAGAAAAUUCUGUCCCGGGUGGCUGCUUUGAGGCUGAGAUUGGAAGAGAGGGAAAACGUCAAAAAGAACUCGAGCUGUCUUAAAAAGGGUCCUAAACUCGAAACAUCGGUAUCACGCACAGAUGAGCAAAAAGACCCCCAAACGCCACCUUGCAAAAGAAAAGGAAAAGCUCCAAUAUUACUGAAAAAGAUCCAAGCUGAGAUGUUCCCUGACUGCUCCGGAAAUGUGAAAUUAAGCUGCCAGUUUGGGGAAAUUCAUGAAGAUUCUACAAUCUGGUGGACAAAAGAUUCAAAGUCAAUAGCCCAAGUGCAGAGAAGUGCAGGAGACAGCUCCGCUGUGUCUUUGGUCAUCGUGCAGGCCAGUCAGAAGGACCAGGGCCUCUAUCACUGCUGCAUCAAGAACAGUUAUGGAAAAGCGACUGCUGAAUUGAACCUCACCACGGAAGUUCUCCAACAACUUUCAAGUCACCAGGACAUUAAAGGAUGUGAAGAGAUCGAAUUCAGCCAGCUCAUCUUUAAAGAAGACUUCCUCCACGACAGCUACUUCGGGGCCCACCUGCGAGGUCAGAUCGCCACAGAGGAGCUGCACUUUGGAGAAGGCGUCCACCGAAAGGCCUUCCGCAGCAAAGUGAUGCAGGGCCUCAUGCCCGUCUUCCAGCCCGGCCACGCCUGCGUGCUCAAGGUGCACAAUGCCGUUGCCUACGGGACCAGAAACAACGACGAGCUCAUCCAGAGAAACUACAAACUCGCUGCCCAGGAAUGCUAUGUUCAAAAUACUGCCAGAUGCUACGCCAAGAUCUAUGCUGCUGAAGCACAGCCUCUGGAAGGCUUUGGAGAAGUGCCUGAGAUCAUUCCUAUUUUUCUCAUCCAUCGACCUGAGAACAACAUCCCGUACGCUACAGUGGAGGAGGAGCUGAUUGGAGAAUUUGUGAAGUAUUCUAUUAGGGAUGGGAAGGAAAUCAACUUCUUGAGAAGAGAAUCGGAGGCUGGUCAGAAGUGUUGUACCUUCCAGCACUGGGUAUACCAGAAAACGAGUGGCUGCCUCCUGGUCACGGACAUGCAGGGUGUAGGAAUGAAGUUAACAGACGUUGGCAUAGCAACAUUAGCUAAAGGGUACAAAGGAUUUAAAGGCAAUUGUUCCAUGACCUUCAUCGAUCAGUUUAAAGCACUACACCAGUGUAACAAAUAUUGUAAAAUGCUGGGGCUGACAUCACUUCAAAACAACAACCAGAAACAGAAGAAGCCAAGUGUCGGGAAAAAAAAAAUUCAGCCAAACUCCACAACAGGGAAGAACACGGUGUCUGGGACCCCAACAGUAAAGAAAACCUAGCAUAGGAACCAACAGCCACCACCUAGCAGCACACGGACAUCUGACAACACCCAGGAGAGAGAACACAGCCUGCAGAGAGGGCUGUGACAAUCCUCGUUCCCAGCUGCCUGUGCUCCCAGCCACUUCGAAGGCUGUCACCUGUUGUCUUCGCUGAAAUGAUUUCGGAGCACGGUUUGUGACCAGACUUACGGAGAGACUGAAUCAAUUGUCAGUCUCGAAGACAGUCCAUCUUUGUAUAUACCUGUGGCGUUUUUACUGACCUCGACUUACAUGUCGACUUGUGUAUUUGCACGGGGCUGUGUCACCCAGGACUUGGUGCUGAGCAGGGUCUGUCCACAGCCCAAAUCCUCUCCACUCCCAUUCCUAACUUCAGGAUUUCUAGACACUUCCAGCUGUUACAUAAACAGAAAAUAGGAAUUCUUUUUUUUAGGUCAAGUUGUCACACUAGUGUCAAAUAUGCUCUUGUGGCUGGAGUUGCCUUUUGAAACACGAGGCCACUUCCUAUCA
Molecule: messenger RNA, 7078 nt
Organism: Pteropus alecto (black flying fox)
Lineage: Eukaryota; Metazoa; Chordata; Mammalia; Chiroptera; Pteropodidae
Gene: ALPK2
Product: alpha kinase 2
Exons: 12
Coding region: 230-6571 (2113 amino acids)
Biological process (GO): protein phosphorylation
Molecular function (GO): ATP binding; protein serine/threonine kinase activity
Source: RefSeq, a predicted model, not a curated record